Messenger RNA from Arabidopsis thaliana (thale cress), 2254 nucleotides. It is a transcript of the gene WNK8, whose product is annotated as with no lysine (K) kinase 8. Lineage: Eukaryota; Viridiplantae; Streptophyta; Magnoliopsida; Brassicales; Brassicaceae. The record is from RefSeq and is marked reviewed. The coding region runs from base 445 to 2136 and encodes 563 amino acids. The transcript is spliced from 7 exons. Gene Ontology annotation, molecular function: protein serine kinase activity; ATP binding; protein kinase activity. Gene Ontology annotation, cellular component: nucleus.
CCUUUCAUUGAUUUCAUCAUCAUCAUCAUCCUUCGUUUUUUCUCUAUCGAUCUAGCAGAUUCUUUCGGGGACCAAAAUCAAAAUCAUGGUGGAUCAUCAAUGGAAGGAUUUAAUCGGAUAAAAGAGAAGAGACGGAAUCACGACGGGAGAAGAGAUCGGGAAAUCGGAAAAUCGGAGAUGAUGGGGAUUUCUUUCGCCGCCAAACUCCGUUUCCGAUCUCGAUUUCGAACUUCUUCAAUCGAUUCUUAUUGCUUCGCUCGUGAGGCUUUCUCCGAUUGUAUCUCCUCCGUCCAUUUCUUCUUCUUAUAACCUUUUUCUUUGUAAUAACCUCCGUCCUCUUCAGCUUUCUUUCUUUUCAUCUUCAAUCUCACCUUAAAUUCUCCACUUUUUUCUUCUUCUCCUUCUGUUCUCGAUUGCUUUGUUUGUUGUGUUGUGCAUACAUAUAUGGCUUCUGGUUCUGGAUUUUUAGGUCAGAUAUCGUCCAUGGAAGAGGCUGAUUUUGCCGAGAAAGAUCCUUCUGGCCGUUACAUCAGGUAUGAUGAUGUUCUGGGGAGAGGAGCUUUCAAGACUGUAUAUAAGGCGUUUGACGAAGUAGACGGGAUUGAAGUUGCUUGGAACCUAGUUAGCAUUGAAGAUGUAAUGCAGAUGCCUGGUCAACUUGAAAGGCUAUAUUCUGAAGUUCAUCUACUAAAGGCUCUAAAACAUGAAAACAUCAUCAAACUCUUUUACUCUUGGGUUGACGAAAAGAACAAGACUAUUAACAUGAUCACUGAGCUUUUCACCUCUGGUAGUCUCAGGGUAUAUCGUAAGAAGCAUAGGAAGGUUGAUCCCAAGGCCAUCAAGAACUGGGCAAGGCAGAUUCUCAAAGGCCUGAACUAUUUGCAUUCUCAGAACCCUCCGGUAAUUCACCGGGAUCUGAAGUGUGACAAUAUAUUUGUCAAUGGAAAUACUGGAGAGGUCAAAAUCGGAGAUCUCGGGCUCGCAACUGUACUGCAGCAGCCCACUGCUCGAAGUGUGAUAGGUACUCCUGAAUUCAUGGCACCUGAACUGUAUGAAGAGGAAUACAAUGAGCUUGUGGACAUCUAUUCUUUUGGCAUGUGUAUGUUGGAGAUGGUAACCUGUGAAUAUCCAUACAACGAGUGCAGAAACCAGGCUCAAAUUUAUAAAAAGGUCACCUCGAACAUAAAGCCUCAGUCUCUUGGCAAAGUUGACGAUCCUCAAGUUAGGCAAUUUAUAGAGAAAUGUCUUCUUCCUGCCUCUUCCAGACCAACUGCCCUCGAGCUCUCGAAGGACCCAUUCCUUGCAAGGGAUGGAGGCAAGGACUCUGCUCUGCUUGCUUCAUCAAGCACAUCAUCUAAAUAUGUGAGACCACCACAGCUUGAACAUCUUCCCAUGGAUGUGGAUCAUAACGAGAAUAAAAGUGUUUCAAGCAACGAAGACUACCCAUGGUCCCAAACCAUUGAACUUCAGAGGAUUGCAGAGAAUAAAGAGUUCAGGUUGAGAGGUGAGAGGAGCGAUGAUGUCACAGCGUCUAUGGUUCUCCGUAUUGCUGACCCGUCUGGUAAAUGUAGAAUCGUACACUUUGCAUUCUAUCUGGAGUCAGACACAGCAACAGCAAUCGCUGAGGAAAUGGUUGAGGAACUGCAUUUAACUAGCCAAGAGGUCGUUGUGAUAGCUGAUAUGAUCGAUGACUUCAUAAUGCAACUUCUCUCUGACCGGACCUCGUCGCAUCAUAACCAAAACUCUCCACGUCUAACCCAUGAGGAUCAUGAAGCAGCAAAUCAGCAAACUGUGAACUCGAAAGAUGAAGAAGCUGCAGGACAAUCAAUGAAGUCAGACAUAUCAGCAGACUAUUACUUUCCCUACUCAGCAAACGACGGAAAUGCUGCCAUGGAAGCUGGUCGAGAUGCAGAGUCGAUGAGCUCGUAUCUGGAUUCUUGCUCAAUGAUGUCAACCAUUUACAAUCUUUCCAUUUCAGACAAUGAUUACCCAGAAGAUCUCAAGACAGAACUAAACCUGAUCGAGUCACAGUUUAACCAGUCCUUCCAAGAUCUGCUGAAACUGAAAGAGGAUGCAAUAGAGAACGCUAAGCGAAAAUGGAUUACGAAAAAGCAAAAAGCAGUUAACAUCUCUUGAUUCAAAAGCUCUGUUUUUGAUAUUUUACUCUUCUUUUGGUCUUCAACUUUGCUGAGAUCGGUGUGUUAUACAUUUGGUGUUUUGGAUAUAUAUAUUUGAUUUGAUUUGAUACAACAAA